Notothenia coriiceps (black rockcod) is the source of this 1572-nucleotide messenger RNA. RefSeq lists its product as uncharacterized. NCBI's taxonomy places the organism in Eukaryota, Metazoa, Chordata, Actinopteri, Perciformes, Nototheniidae. The annotation marks the transcript as partial. The record is from RefSeq and is a predicted model, not a curated record. The transcript has a single exon.
AAGAAGAGUCUAAAAAGGAGGUAGAACCUAAGAAACCAUCCAAAGAAGAGGGAGAAGUCAGGAGGCCUUCAGAGGAGAAGAAAGAAACACUAAAGCCUGAACAGAAGUCAUCAGGGACAAAACCCUCUGAAGAAAAAAGAGAUGUGGAAACACCACCCAAAGAAGAAAAGGAAGUCAAGAAACUUCUCAAAGAAAAGAAGGAAGACAAGACAUCUCUUAAAUUAGAGAAAGAUGAUGAGAAACAUCUCAAAGAAGAGACAGGUGAUGAGAAACAUUCUAAAGAAGAUAAAGAAGUCAAGAAACAUCUAAAAGAAGAUAUAGACGACAAGAAACCAUCCAAACAAGAGAAAGCCAAGAAACAUCCAGAAGAAGAGAAAGAAGCGAAGAAACCUCCAAAAGAAGUAAAAGAAGUCAAGAAACCAUCUACAGGAGACAAGACAUCUCUCAAAGAAGACAAAGAAGUCAAGAAACCAUCUAGAGGAGACAAGACAUCUCUCAAAGAAGAAAAAGAAGUCAAGAAACCAUCUAGAGGAGACAAGACAUCUCUCAAAGAAGUCAAGAAACCAUCUAGAGGAGACAAGACAUCUCUCAAAGAAGACAAAGAAGUCAAGAAACCAUCUAGAGGAGACAAGACAUCUCUCAAAGAAGAAAGAGUAGUCACGAAACCUCUAAAAGAAGACAAAGAGUCCAAGAAAUCUCUCUCAGAAGAGAAAGACGUCAAGAAAAUAUCUAAAGAAGAGAAAAUAGUCGAUCAACCUAUUAAAGAAGAGAAAGAAGUUAAGAAACUAUCUAGAGAAGACCAAGAAGUCAAGAAACAACCAAAAGAAGACAAAGAGUCCAANGUCACGAAACCAUCCAAAGAAGACGAGACAGUCACGAAACCAUCCAAAGAAGACGAGACAGUCACGAAACCAUCCAAAGAGGACAAGACAGUCACGAAACCAUCCAAAGAAGACAGGAAAGUCACGAAACCAUCCAAAGAGGACAAGACAGUCACGAAACCAUCCAAAGAAGACGAGACAGUCACGAAACCAUCCAAAGAAGACAAGACAGUCACGAAACCAUCCAAAGAAGACAAGACAGUCACGAAACCAUCCAAAGAAGACAGGACAGUCACGAAACCAUCCAAAGAGGACAAGACAGUCACGAAACCAUCCAAAGAAGACAAGACAGUCACGAAACCAUCCAAAGACGACAAGACAGUCGAGAAACCAUCCAAAGAAGAGAUGAAAGUCAGCAAACUUCUCAAAGAAAAGAAAGGAGUCGAUCAACUUAUUGAAGAAGAGAAAGAAGUUAAGAAACCAUCCAAAGAAGACAAGGAAAUCCGCAAACCAUCUAGAGAGGAGAAAGAAAUCAAGAAACCAUCUAGGGAAGAAAAAGUAGUCAAGAAACUUCUCAAAGAAGAAAAAGAAGACAAGCAAGUCAUUAAAGCUUCCAAAAAGGAGAAAGAAGCAGAGACACCUCUUAAAGACGAGAAAGCAUUUAAUACAUCUAUCGCAGUAGGGAUAGCCUUCAAGAAGCCAUCUGAGGAAGACGAGAAGAUCGGUAAACCAUCCCAAGAGAAAAUAGAAG